Messenger RNA from Arachis duranensis, 1191 nucleotides. RefSeq names its product RNA polymerase II C-terminal domain phosphatase-like 4. The coding region runs from base 1 to 1191 and encodes 396 amino acids. NCBI's taxonomy places the organism in Eukaryota, Viridiplantae, Streptophyta, Magnoliopsida, Fabales, Fabaceae. The transcript is spliced from 5 exons. Gene Ontology annotation, cellular component: nucleus. Gene Ontology annotation, molecular function: RNA polymerase II CTD heptapeptide repeat phosphatase activity. The record is from RefSeq and is a predicted model, not a curated record.
AUGCGUCAUCCCAUAAAGAAGAUGAAAAUCAAGAUGAGCUGGAAAGUGUCAGAAGAAUCUGUAGAAGAAGAUGUGUGUAUACAUCCUGGUUCAUUUGGAGACAUGUGUAUACGUUAUGGGCAAAAGUUGGAUAGUGAAUCUGGUGUGACAUUUGGCUACAUACACAAGGGACUGAGACUUCAUGAUCAGGAGAUAUCUAGACUGCGCAAUACAGAUGCGAAUAAUCUGCGUAAUCGUAGAAAGCUGUACUUGAUCCUCGAUUUAGAUCACACUCUGUUAAAUUUCACUCAUCUUGCUCAUUUAAACUCUGAAGAGUUGCAUUUAAUUUCCAGGCAGAUUCUGUUGGACGUAUAUGUCAUUCGAUGUGUUUCCAAGAGUAGCCUUUUCAAAUUAGACAAAAUGCAUAUGAUGACCAAGUUGAGGCCUUUUGUCUGCACAUUUUUAAGAGAAGCAAGUGAAAUGUUUGAGAUGUACAUAUACACCAUGGGUGAUCGACCCUAUGCAUUAGAGAUGGCUAAGCUGCUUGAUCCUCAAGGAGAAUACUUCAAUGCAAAGGUGAUUUCUCGAGAUGAUGGCACUCAAAAGCAUCAGAAGGGUCUUGAUAUUGUGUUGGGGCAAGAAAGUGCUGUUGUGAUUCUUGAUGAUACAGAACACAUAAGUGCAUUGACACUUGCAUGGGUGAAGCAUAAAGAUAAUUUGAUUCUGAUGGAAAGAUACCACAUUUUUGGUUCAAGUUGCCGGCAAUUUGGUUUCAAUUGCAAAUCUUUAGCUGAAUUGAAGAGUGACGAAGACGAAGCUGAAGGAGCACUCUCUAAAAUCCUUAAAGUUCUUAAGCAAGUCCAUUAUAAAUUCUUUGAUGAACUUAAAGCAGAUAUUGCUGAACGAGAUGUAAGGCAGAUUUUGAAAUCAGUUCGAAUGGAAGUGUUGAGCGGAUGCGUGAUUGUUUUCAGCCGUAUCUGCCAUGGAGCAUUACCAUCACUCCGGAAGAUGGCUGAGCAGUUGGGAGCCACUUGUUUAAUGGAACUUGACCCCUCCGUGACACAUGUGGUGGCUACUGAUGCCGGAACUGAAAAGGCCCGGUGGGCAGUGAAAGAGAAGAAGUUUUUUGUUCAUCGACAAUGGAUAGAGGCUGCAAAUUAUUUUUGGGAAAAGCAACGUGAAGAGAACUUCGUCCUCAAGAAAAAGCAGUAG